CACACUUAAUUAAAUUUAAUUUAUUAAAUUUUUUAAUUUUUUUUUUUUUAUUUAUAUAAAUUAAUUUUUUUUUUGUAUAUACAUAUUUUUAAAUAAAAUGUCAUUCGAAUAUCCAAAAUUAAAUUUAGUUAAACCAGUACCAAGCGAUAUUGAUAUUGCAUCAUCAGCCGUUCCAUUACCAAUUAAGAAGAUUGCAGAACAUAUUGGCUUAUUAGAAGAUGAAAUCGAUUUUUAUGGCAAAUACAAAGCUAAGGUUAAUUUAAGCACAAUCGAUCGUUUAAAAGAUGCAGAGAAUGGUAAUUAUGUUGUAGUCACUGGUAUUAAUCCAACCCCAUUAGGAGAAGGUAAAUCAACUACAACUAUUGGUUUAUGUCAAGCUUUAGGUGCCCACCUCAAUAAAAAGUCAUUUGCUUGUAUUCGUCAACCAUCACAAGGUCCAACAUUUGGUAUUAAAGGUGGAGCAGCUGGUGGUGGUUAUUCACAAGUUAUUCCAAUGGAAGAGUUCAAUUUACAUAUGACCGGUGAUAUCCAUGCUAUCACUGCUGCCAAUAAUUUAUUAUCUGCUGCUAUUGACACUCGUAUUCUCCAUGAAUCAACCCAAACCGAUGCUCAACUUUGGAAACGUCUUUGUCCAGAAGCUAAAGAUGGCAGUCGUAAAUUCUCACCAAUUAUGAUUCGUCGUUUGGUUAAAUUAGGUAUCAAUAAAACCGACCCAAAUACUUUAACAGAAGAAGAAAUCUCAAGAUUUGUUCGUUUAGAUAUUGAUCCAGAAUUAAUUACUUGGAAUCGUGUUUUAGAUACCAACGAUCGUUUCCUUCGUGGUAUCACUGUUGGUCAAGGUAAAGAAGAACAACGUUUCGCAAGAAAAACAAAUUUCGAUAUCUCUGUUGCCUCUGAAAUUAUGGCUGUUUUAGCUCUUUGCACAAGUUUAUCAGAUAUGAGAGAACGUUUAGGUCGUAUGGUUGUUGGCCCAAGUAGAGCUGGUGAACCAGUUACUGCCGAUGAUCUUGGUGUUGGUGGUGCUUUAACAGUUUUAAUGAAGGACGCUAUUAUGCCAACUCUUAUGCAAACACUUGAAGGUACACCAGUUUUAGUUCAUGCUGGUCCAUUUGCUAAUAUUGCUCACGGUAACUCUUCAAUUAUUGCUGAUCAAAUCGCCCUUAAACUCGCUGGUAAAGAUGGUUAUGUAGUUACUGAAGCUGGUUUCGGUGCUGAUAUUGGUGCAGAGAAAUUCUUUGACAUCAAAUGUCGUUCAUCUGGUUUAAAACCAAAUUGUGCUGUUAUUGUUGCUACUAUUAGAGCUCUUAAAAUGCACGGUGGUGGUCCAAAAGUUGUUGCUGGUACUCCAUUAGAUAAAGCUUAUACCAAUGAAAAUUUAGAACUUUUAGAAAAAGGUAUUGAAAAUCUUUCUCAUCACAUUAAAAACCUCAAGAAAUUUGGUGUCGGUGUAGUCGUUGCAGUCAAUAAAUUCUCAACUGAUAGUGAUAAAGAAGUUCAACUUUUAGUAGACCUUUCAAUGAAAGCUGGUGCUAACUCUGCAGUUAUGUGUGACCAUUGGGCCGAAGGUGGUAAUGGUGCUAUCGAAUUAGCUAAAGCUGUUGAAAAUGCCUGUAAAGAAACAAACAAAGAUAACUUUAAAUACCUCUAUCCAUUAGAUCUUUCAAUUAAAGAAAAGAUUGAAACCAUCGCAAAAGAAAUUUAUGGUGCUGAUGGUGUUGAAUUUAGUGCCGAUGCCGAAGCUAAAAUUCAAUUAUACACCAAACAAGGCUUUGAUAAGCUUCCAAUUUGUAUGGCUAAAACUCAUCUUUCACUUAGCCACGAUCCAGAAAAGAAAGGUGUUCCAACUGGUUUUACCUUACCAAUUCGUGAUGUACGUGCUUCCAUUGGUGCUGGUUUUAUUUAUCCAUUAGUAGGCACAAUGCAAACUAUUCCAGGUUUACCAACUCGUCCAUGUUUUUAUGAAAUUGAUAUUGAUACCAAUACUGGUAAAGUUAUUGGUUUAACUUAUUGUUUGGUCAUUAAGAUUUUAGUAAAGGUAACUAGAAAUAAAAAUAACGAUGUUGGUAAUAUUAACGGUUAUAUUGAUUUUCCCUCUUGGUUUUAA
Dictyostelium purpureum is the source of this 2104-nucleotide messenger RNA. RefSeq names its product formate-dihydrofolate ligase. The transcript has 2 exons. The coding region runs from base 98 to 2104 and encodes 668 amino acids. The record is from RefSeq and is a predicted model, not a curated record. NCBI's taxonomy places the organism in Eukaryota, Evosea, Eumycetozoa, Dictyosteliales, Dictyosteliaceae. Gene Ontology annotation, molecular function: ATP binding; formate-tetrahydrofolate ligase activity.